This is a messenger RNA of Nelumbo nucifera (sacred lotus), 1695 nucleotides long. RefSeq names its product E3 ubiquitin-protein ligase SINAT5-like. Gene Ontology annotation, biological process: ubiquitin-dependent protein catabolic process; multicellular organism development. Gene Ontology annotation, molecular function: ubiquitin protein ligase activity; zinc ion binding; protein binding. NCBI's taxonomy places the organism in Eukaryota, Viridiplantae, Streptophyta, Magnoliopsida, Proteales, Nelumbonaceae. Gene Ontology annotation, cellular component: cytoplasm. The record is from RefSeq and is a predicted model, not a curated record.
UUUUUUUAUUAUCUCUUUUUGCACACUGAAAUCAGUUUUUAGGCAAUAUCCGAAGAAACCCGUUUGAUUUCGAUCAACAUGGUUAUUUUGAUGGUCGUCCUUUCAUCUCUUUUUCCCUCUCUCAAAACCCGGCAAAAAGCCAGCGAAGGAAAAUACCUCUUUUGAGAGGUAGUUUGUUAUUCCGUUCCGAUCGAGCCAUCAUCCAACCCCAUCUAUUUCUUUCUUUAUUUAUUUUCUUCUGUUUCUUCUUCCUUUCUCUUGGUGUCUCCGUGUCUGGUUUUCUUUCUCUUCUUUUGUUCUUCCUUUUUUUUUUUCUUCCACUGUUCGUCUUCGGUGAUCGAAGACGACGUGAGAUAGGGGGGGGGGGGAGAAUCGAAAGAAAAGAAGAAAACCCAAACAAGAACUAUAAUCGAUCCUGUUCUUUUUCUAUUUGAUUUCUGGGUAGCAUUGCUGCUGUGAAUGGAAUUGGAUAGCAUUGAAUGCGUCUCAUCCUCGGAUGGGAUCGACGAGGAAGAGAUCCAUAACCAUCAGUUCACCUCGAAGCCCCACAACAAUGUAGUUUCCCCAGCGAUUUCUCCUGCCACCAGCGUCCACGAACUUCUGGAAUGCCCUGUCUGUACCAAUUCAAUGUACCCACCUAUCCACCAGUGCCACAAUGGGCAUACACUAUGUUCCACCUGUAAAACGAGGGUACACAAUCGAUGCCCUACUUGCAGACAGGAGCUAGGAGAUAUAAGGUGUCUAGCCUUGGAGAAGGUGGCAGAGUCACUUGAACUUCCCUGCAAAUAUUGUUCCUUGGGCUGCCCAGAGAUCUUCCCUUACUACAGCAAGCUCAAGCAUGAGGCACAGUGUAACUUCCGGCCAUACAACUGCCCAUAUGCCGGAUCAGAGUGUUCUGUUGUUGGAGAUAUCCCUUUUCUAGUGGCCCAUCUGAGGGAUGACCACAAGGUUGACAUGCACACUGGAUGCACAUUCAACCAUCGCUACGUCAAAUCUAAUCCCCGUGAAGUUGAAAAUGCCACCUGGAUGCUUACAGUCUUUAACUGUUUUGGUCAGUACUUCUGUCUGCAUUUUGAAGCCUUCCAGCUUGGCAUGGCUCCAGUUUACAUGGCAUUCCUUCGUUUCAUGGGUGAUGAGACUGAAGCUCGUAACUAUAGCUAUAGCCUGGAGGUGGGGGCAAAUGGACGUAAACUCAUAUGGGAGGGUACACCACGGAGCAUCCGGGAUAGCCACCGGAAAGUCAGGGAUAGCCAUGAUGGCCUAAUUAUCCAGCGUAACAUGGCACUUUUCUUCUCUGGUGGGGACAGGAAGGAGCUAAAAUUAAGGGUUACAGGGAGGAUAUGGAAGGAACAACAGAACUCAGAUGCUGGGGUGUGCAUACCCAAUUUGUGUAGCUGAAGCGCAUGCGUUCCACAAUGUCUUGGUUGCCUGUGUUUGAGAUACUCUUUUGUCGUCUGUAUCGUGCUGUACGAUUGCCAACUUGUUUUCCCGUAAAAAUUAUUACAGAAAGAUGUUGGGUAGUCUGGAAGAUGUACGGUCACCGGAGAUUUGAGGUUCUACAGAAUGGUUAAUAAGCAUCUUUUCUUUUCUUACCCUUGUUAUCUAGGCUUUGUUUGUGGCUUUUUGUGUAACUUGUAUAGUUGUACUAUGGCCAUGAUCUUAAUCACAGGAUAGAGGCAGAGGCAUUUUUAUAAA